AUGUGGUAUCAUAAUAAAUAUUUUGAUUUGGGUAAAGAAGACAUCGUUAAAAUAUAUGAUGUUAAUCACGGUCAACAGCUCGUCAAUUGGUACGUGUCUUCUUUUCCCGAAGAUCAUUAUCUAAGAAUGAUACUCGCACCGCAAGAUCUCAAAAUUUUAGUCACACAAUUUUGCACGCACAUGUUGGCCGCGGGUGUACUACGUCAGAUACCCGACAAAGAUGCACCCAUCGCAACUAUUUUCAGGCCUGAUCUCAUGUAUUUUUGGGCGCACACCGAAAUACCGGCAGCAUCUCCGCCAACUCCGAGACGUUUAUCAACCGGUAUGUGGUCAUCAUUUUCAUCCGGAAAUGACGUGACGACGACGACGACGACGACGCCUAGUAGACCGGGAGCACGUUACACAGAAGCUGAAUCGCCGUUCGAAAAAGAAAAUCAAAUAACGGCUUCGACAGGAAGCGUUGAUAAAGCGAUUAGAAAAAUCGAAACGGAAGAAUUUCAACAAGUCGUCAUAGGUUUGAAAAAAGAACAUAAGGAAAACAUAACGAGAUUAACAAGGGGUCAAGAGGUUAAAUUAUUUAAAAUGAGAGGAGAACAUGCACACACUUUACACGAGUAUGAGAAAAAAAUUCUAGAGUUGGAGGAAACCGUCGAAAGGUUGACGCAAGAAUUAGAAAAGCAAAAAACAUUAGCCGAUAUACAGUCGCUAACAAAUAAUACAAUUAAAGAUUUUGGUUCGCCAACAAAUGAACUCAUUUCAUCGCCGACAUUAAUUAAUGAAAAAUUAUCUAAUGUGCAAAAGAAUACGUUCCCUCGUGAUAAUGACAUUAAUUCAAAUGAUAAAAAACAAAAUAAUGAUUUCACAAAUCGACCUAGUCCGAAUAGUGCCCUUGAUAGUGCAAAGUCAAUACCUUCUAGUCAUGUAAAUGAAUGCUUUAAUAAAAAAGAAGAACUGUUAAAAAAGAAAAAAUUAAAUGGAAAUAUAAAUAACGUGGAAAACACAAAUGAUGGUGUAAUCUGCUUAGAAAGUGGUGAUGAUGAUGACACGAAAAACGGUGUUAAUAAAGAAUGCGGCGGCAAGGAAAUAAAUGGUUUUCAUAAUCAAAAACCAACUUCAAAUGGAAAGUUGGACGUUAGUCCUAAAAAGGAAGAAUAUUUGUCAUCGCAACAUUUCAUAGAUGAACAAGAAGUGGGGGUGUCGGAAAAACUCAUAUCUGCAGAUUCGAUAAUGGUGAAGUCUGAAUCAAUUGUACAAAACGCUCAAAAGUCGCCGCCGCAACUUUCUAAGACACCAUCAUCACCACCACCACCACCACCGUCUGAUAAUUUAUCAAAUGGAAAAUGUUCGUCUGAAAUGAAAAAAAUUCCAGGUUCUUUAGAAUCCUCAUCCUCACCGUCAUCCCCUAAAGAAUCAUCGAAAAUUUCAUCUACGAUAUCGACAGUAGAUACGAAGUCUUUUACAGAUGUUUCAAACUCCACGCCUAUACCUUCCCGUCAGCCUAAUUUAGAAGGACCGCCUCCUCCUCCUCCUCCUCCACUACCUGAAUUAGGAGUAUCACUACCACCACCGCCACCUCCUCCACCAUUACCUAAUUUAGGAGAAUCGCCACCUCCUCCUCCUCCGUUACCUAUUUCAGGAGCGCCACCACCACCUCCUCCUCCUCCUCCGUUACCUAUUUCAGGAGCGCCACCACCACCUCCUCCUCCUCCUUCACUAUUUAAUGCAGGAGCACCACCACCACCACCACCUCCUCCUCCUUCACUAUCAGGAGGACCACCGCCUCCGCCUCCUCUACCGUCAGGUUUUACAGAUUCUUCAAUGUCUUCAACUCCUUUAUCAAAUUCUUUAGACACGGGGUCAACAUUUGUACCGCCGCCGCCGCCACCAAUAAUGUCAUCAAGUGGACCCGCUCCACCUCCUCCUCCUCCACCCGGUGGUGGUGGUGGUGCUCCUCUUCCAUUUCCUGCUCCUCCCAUAGGUGGUUGGAACGCCCAAAGAGCAGUAUUGAGAAAAAAACCUGUAAAUCCUGCCGUUCCCAUGAAACCGUUAUACUGGUCCAGAAUAGUAGUGCCUGUUCACAGACAAGUCAAAGAAUUACAUUCUCCCGAGGGCACGCCUCUCGAACCUUUAUGGGAAAAAUUAGAAGAAGCCAAAAUCGAAGAUUAUUCGGAAUUCAACGAAUUGUUUUCGAGGCAAGUCGUCACGAAGAAGCCGACGAAGAAAAAAACUCAGGAUAAUUCGAAACAGGAACCGGCUAAAAUUCUCGAUAGUAAAAGAUCUCAAAACGUCGGCAUUUUAUCAUCGAGCCUUCACAUUGAUUUUUCCGAAAUAGAAAAUGCCAUUUAUCAUUUCGACACGUCCGUUGUUAGUUUGGAAGCGUUGCAACACAUAUACGAAGUGAGAGCAACGGAAGAAGAAUUGUCAAAAAUAAAAGAACACGUUCGAUUAAAUCCGGAAAUCCCGCUCGACAAACCCGAACAUUUCCUACUGGAAUUAUCGGAAAUUCCAAAUUUUGCCGAACGAAUCGCAUGUUUCAUGUUUCAAUCCGAAUACGAGGACAACAUAAAUGCACUCGACAGCAAAUUGAACAAUUUAAAAUCAACGUGUCAAAUGCUGUUGAGUUCGGAAAGCGUCAAAUCCGUCAUGUCCAUAAUACUUGCGUUGGGAAAUUACAUGAACGGUGGAAAUUUAACGAGGGGUCAAGCCGACGGUUUCGGCAUCGAAAUAUUACCCAAGUUAAAAGACGUCAGGAGCAAAGACAGUUCGUUCACCCUGUUACAUUUCAUCGUGAGAACUUACAUGAAAAAAUUAGAUGAUCCUUUGAAUUUGGAUUUGGCUCUUCCCGUUCCCGAACCCGGCGACAUCAAUCGAGCGUCCGUUGUUAAUUUUGACGAAAUCAAAACUGAUUUGCAGAAACUGGAAAAAGAAUUAAAAGUUUGUCAAAAUAAAACGGAAAAAGUCAUAAACGCAUCCACGGAUGACAACCUUCAACCCUUUAAAAAUAAAAUGGAAACUUUUUUAUCCGGAGCACAAAAACAAAUAUCGGGAGAAUUUGAAAAUUUAGAAGAAUGUAAAAUCAAAUUUAAAGCGACAAUGAAUUUUUACCAAUUUAAGUCGAAGACUGAUGAUGAAGUCAAAGAAUUUUUUUCAAUAUGGGCGCCAUUUUCAAAUGAUUUUAAAGAUAUUUGGAAAAAAGAACAACAGAGACUCAUCAAAGAAAAAAUGAAAGAAUUUAAAAAGAAACAAGAUGUUCGAAAACAAGAAAUCAAACCCGUUAAAGCAGGAGGAUUAAAAGAUAAAAUGAAACAAAGAUUAUCCCAGGGGAAACACAGUUAA
Pediculus humanus corporis (human body louse) is the source of this 3336-nucleotide messenger RNA. Its product is annotated as formin 1,2/cappuccino, putative. The record is from RefSeq and is a predicted model, not a curated record. NCBI's taxonomy places the organism in Eukaryota, Metazoa, Arthropoda, Insecta, Psocodea, Pediculidae. Gene Ontology annotation, biological process: actin filament network formation; cortical actin cytoskeleton organization. The transcript has 11 exons. Gene Ontology annotation, molecular function: actin filament binding. Bases 1 to 3336 code for a protein of 1111 amino acids. Gene Ontology annotation, cellular component: cytoplasm; cytoskeleton.